GUUCUGAGCCGCCAGUGGCGAACGGGGAGGACGGGGGAUGCCCUGGAGGAGGGUGCAUCGGACGACCUUGAGGCAACCUCACCGAGUUCACGACCCUGCACUUUCGCAGAUGCCUUAUCUGCUCCGGUUGCCGCACUGGGCCCUUGGCAAGUGGUGCUGCAUGCCGCCCGCAGCUUGAGCGAGUGCGUAGUUGCGCGUCUCGCAAAGCUUGCAGAGAGCGGUGCGCCAGCUCUUUGGCUUGCGCGGCUGGCGCCGGAGGCUCCGCCUGACGCUGAGACGCCGGAGGAGCCGCCGAUGCUGCACGUCUCUUCGUCCUGCUGCGGCGCCGGCGUGGUGGGUGUCGGCGUCACGCUGAACGGUGACGAUGCCGGCUUGCUGGGCGAGGAUGGAAUGAAAGUGCUGCCCAGCAACUGCAAGCACUGCACCAUAGGC
Symbiodinium sp. CCMP2456 is the source of this 432-nucleotide messenger RNA. The record is from the annotation of a GenBank genome assembly. NCBI's taxonomy places the organism in Eukaryota, Dinophyceae, Suessiales, Symbiodiniaceae.